AUGGCUCCUCAUCUUUCUGCUAUUUCCCAGAGCAAUGCUGCUCUUGUUGGAGGUCUCAAAGGCGCCCCUGUAGCCGUUUUUCUUGGAGGAACAUCUGGCAUUGGUCAAGGACUUGCGGAUACCUUCGCCCAGUGGCGCAACGGCAAUGCGCACAUCAUUAUUCUUGGACGAAAUGAAGCCGCCGCACGAGAUAUCAUUGCUCACUUCCCCAAACCCACCGCUUCUGGGGCUUCUUGGAGCCACGAAUUCAUCCAAUGCGACGCGACCCUUAUGAAGAACGUUCGCGCUGCUGCCGAGCAAAUACUUGCUAAACACCCCAAAGUCAAUUACCUCGUCAUGAGUCCUGGAUAUUUUUCGACGUCUGGAAGAGAUGAGACACCAGAAGGAAUCGACAAGAAGCUUGCAGUGCAUUACUACUCGAGGUGGAGGCUUACAUAUGAUCUUCUACCCGCAUUGAACAAGGCCAAAGAGGAGGGGGAAGACGUACGAGUACUUUCUGUUUUCUCUACAGGCUAUGGCAGGAAAAUCGACGGGAACGAUUUGGGGUUGAAGAAAACAUUCUCUGUAAAAAAUGCGGCAGAAUCUGCCGCCACCUAUAACGACUUGAUGAUCGAGGCAUUCCAUGAACGAAACCCCGGAAUCGUUUUCUCACAUGUGUUCCCUGGUGGUGUUUCCACCAAUCUUAUGAACUCCGCGCGUACACCGUGGAUGCGUGCUGUCGCACCCGUUGCGAAUGCUCUCGCUAAACCAUUUCUUGUUACUCAAGACCAAUGCGCGGAGUAUUUGUGGUCAGGUCUUCUCAAUACAACCAUUGGUGCUUAUAGAAUGGGAAGAAAGGGAGAAGAUCUAGGCAAGAAAGGGUAUUACGGAAACAAAGAACUGACGCAAAAGCUUUGGGAACAUUCAAAGGAUGCCACUGAUGUAUGA
Messenger RNA from Psilocybe cubensis, 927 nucleotides. Its product is annotated as Oxidoreductase. The transcript has 2 exons. Lineage: Eukaryota; Fungi; Basidiomycota; Agaricomycetes; Agaricales; Agrocybaceae. The record is from RefSeq and is a predicted model, not a curated record. The coding region runs from base 1 to 927 and encodes 308 amino acids.